AUGCCUCCUUUAUCAAGAAAGAGACUGUCUAGAAAUGAUGCUAACCGUAUGCUAAGAAAUCUGGUGAAAGUAUUAUCAAGUGUAAGCGCACCACGAGAGAGGUCUAUGUCGGAAUUAGCAUCUGAAAUGAGCAAACGGAUUAGUCAGAGCAAACCCUCAACCUUCGACAGUAAAGGGGAACCGUCGGAGGUUGAACUCUGGUUAAGAGAAUUCGACAAACUUUUUGAUGUAGUAGAAUGCCCGGAAGAAUUGAAAGUCAAUCAGGAUGCAUUUUAUUUAGUUGGAGAAGCCGACUACUGGUGGGCAAACAGUAGAUUGGGGUUGUUGGAGCAGGCUGAGGGGGAUUUUGAUGUACAAGCGAGCGUCUCAAAUAGAGAAUAUCUUGAGGAAGUAGAAGGAGAGAGAGAAAGGUUUUUAUCAAAAGAAAGCCAAAAACUUCGGCAAUUUUCAAGAAGGUGGGUCUGGGGCAAAUGCGAGCUUUGGGGAGAAGCUAAGCCUGCGAAGCCAUUACUGGAUCGAGAUGGCAAUGAGAGGAAUUACUUCUGUAGGAGGUGCAAGAAAAACCAUCCGGGAAAAGAUUGUGACGGAAAUCUGGUUGAGUGUAAUUUUUGUCACAAAAGAGGCCAUAGAGAGUAUGAAUGCUACAUAAAGAAAGGGGGUAGAAGUCAACAGCCGGAUGGGCAGCACCGGUAA
Messenger RNA from Amaranthus tricolor (Joseph's coat), 693 nucleotides. RefSeq lists its product as uncharacterized. The transcript is spliced from 3 exons. The record is from RefSeq and is a predicted model, not a curated record. Bases 1 to 693 code for a protein of 230 amino acids. Lineage: Eukaryota; Viridiplantae; Streptophyta; Magnoliopsida; Caryophyllales; Amaranthaceae.